This is a messenger RNA of Monopterus albus (swamp eel), 3672 nucleotides long. RefSeq names its product Rho GDP dissociation inhibitor (GDI) gamma (gene arhgdig). Bases 579 to 1250 code for a protein of 223 amino acids. Gene Ontology annotation, biological process: Rho protein signal transduction. Gene Ontology annotation, molecular function: protein binding; Rho GDP-dissociation inhibitor activity. The transcript has 6 exons. Gene Ontology annotation, cellular component: membrane; cytosol; cytoplasm. NCBI's taxonomy places the organism in Eukaryota, Metazoa, Chordata, Actinopteri, Synbranchiformes, Synbranchidae. The record is from RefSeq and is a predicted model, not a curated record.
UUCACGGCUUGUCUGCGAAUCACUAGCCAGCGUCUGAGUAUUACAUACGCGCACACGCAGCUCUCCUGGCUAAACCGGCAUCUGGCUGCCUCCGUUAGCUUCCAGAGCCCCCGCUGCAAGCAGCACAAACAGCUGACAGUUAGCAUCUUAGCAUUUCCUCUUCUUUUAUCUCUGAGCUCUACUUUACAAAACAGAAGAAGAAGAAGUGUAAAAGCUGGCCGCUCCUCGUAUCUGCUUUUCCUCCCUUACCUUCCCUCCCUCUCUCCAUCCUCUCUCUCUCUCAGACUCACACACAUCCCCAUCUCGUCCACACCCACACCCAAGGAUACUCUCCCUGCCUUUCCUUCUCUCUCUCUCUCUCGCAGCAGUCCUCCUCCUCCCCCCACCCCCCGAGACCUCCAACUACUUUUUAUUUAUUUCCUUCAGGGUGAAGAUGCUCGCCUGAUACCCUUUCCCUUCCAAUCCCAAGACUUUUGUGGACUCUUUUCUAUCUGAUCUGCUACUUUGCAUCUACCUGUGGAGGUCCCCUGGUUCUCUGGUUCUUCUUUGGCCAGCUGUUGCAACCCCGCAGGCGCACCAUGCUGGGCUUGGACGUGUGCGAGUUUGGGGGGCAGGUGCUGGAGCUGCUGUGGUUAACUAUGUGCUACAGAGGUCUGAUAGCUGACAAAAAGGAUUUGCCUAUUGAGGAGGAAGAGGAUGAAAGGAACCUCAAUUACAACCCUCCAGCCCAGAAGUCUUUGCAGGAGAUUCAGGAAAUGGACAAAGAUGAUGAGAGCCUGGUUAAGUACAAGCAGACCCUGCUAGGGACGGGACUGGUGACAUCAGACCUCUCGGGGCCAAACGUCCGAGUGACCAGACUGACCCUGUUGUGUGAAGAAGCUCCUGGACCAGUCACCAUGGACCUGACAGGAGACCUGAGCACCUUGAAAGAGAAGAGCUUCUCUUUACAGGAAGGAGUGAAAUACAGACUGAAGAUACACUUCAAGGUGAACAGAGAAAUUGUUGCUGGCUUAAAGUAUCAUCAUGUGACCUACAGAAAAGGAGUAAGAGUGGACAAAGUGACAUACAUGGUGGGAAGCUAUGGGCCGAGGGCCGAGGAGCACGAGUUUCUGAGCCCGGUUGAUGAGGCUCCCACAGGCAUGAUUUCACGCGGUCACUAUCAGAUCAAGUCCUGCUUCGUCGACGACGACAAGAAUGUCUACUUGGCCUGGGAGUGGAACCUCGACAUCAAGAAGGACUGGAAUGAAUAGAUGGAAAGAUAGAGAUGCUCCUCUUCUUUCCCUUCUCCUCUUUCACCCUCCUCCACUUUCUCCUGUGAAAGCAGCCAUGCAAUGGCUGAAACACCAGGCUGUGUUUCUCCUGCCCCUUCUUUUCUUCCUGGUUCCCCUCUUCUGCCUUUUCGUCCUUGUCUGUUUGAUGCAGGUCUCCUGAAACCUUUGAGCACCUAGGACUUUAUCUCUACAUCUGUAUCCCUUCCAUCAUAAAUUAUCUUCACAAUGAAGUCUCCCUUUCCUUUUACUCUCAGUUUACUCAGUUCCACUCCUCUUCCUCAUCCCAUCAUGUGUCCAUACCUUCACACAGCAGCAGGGAGUGGUCAGCAGAAGCAGGGUUAAAGGACAUCAGCUGAGGCACAAAAGAAACAGAACAAAACAAAAACUUAUUACAGCUAAAGUGAGAUACUGUACAUCAGCAAGCUACAGAUGCUGUUUGCAGCAACUUGUAAGAUGUAUUUAUUAAUACUGUAAAGCCAUGAUAUACUGCAACACAAACGAGAUGCACUGAAUGCACAAUACAGCUCUACUCAGUAUUUGUCAAACAGACUUUCCCAAAUAGAAGAUGCACUAUGUAGAUGUGCAGUGCGUUUAGAGACUCAGCUGGAAUUCUGGAUUCACAUGUCAGACAAUUCAAUAAAAGGUUUACCAGUAAAAGAUCCUGAAGAGGUACUGGAAGCAGAGACAUGGCAAAGAUACAACAGGAAGUUAGUGUAGUCUAACUUUAUCUCGCUGACGCUGUGUCACACAGCUCAUGGUGGCAGACAGGGUACUCAAACUCUCAAUCUGUGUCACAUUAUGCUCCUUCUCUCAGUCAAAUCUGAACACACAAACAUGGCACACAUAGUUUUAGAUUCAGUGUGACUUACCCCUGUUAAGGAUGCCAUCAUCCUCAUUGUCACAAAUGUUCACACUGAACUUUACUCUAAAAUAGAUGCCUCUUAUAACCGCAGAACUCGCCUGAGAAUCCUCACGUUUUUACGUUUUCUCCCAUAUCAAAGCAAUCCAGAGAUCACUGUCUGUAUAUUCAUGGGUACACUGCAAAUACAAACUGUUAAUAACUAAUUCAGCAUACUUUUAAUGGUGCCAAAACGUAAACUCAUACAGGUCAAAAAAGAGAAAUAGGGCUGGAUUUGUAGCUUACUGUAUCCAUAGCAACAUUUUACUUUCACUUUACUGUGGUUUCAAAACUUAGAGCAUUAUUAAAAGAAUCCAGUCAAAGAAGAAUAAUAGAAAAGUAAAAAUCCAUCUAUCCAUUUUGUCUGUCAGGCUAAAAACCAUUGGUUCUGAAAAUAUGAGAAAAUGGAAAAUUUCUGGGAAUCAGAAACGUACAUGUAUUUUCCUCUAUUUUUUUUCCCCAUGUCGUUCCAUUACUCCAUGUAUUGAUUGACUAGUCUGUAGACUGAUCAACUCUGGUAUGUUCAUAUCUUGAAAUAAAUAAUUGUUGGCAAUCUAAAUUUUAAUCUAAAUUCCAUGUUUUCGUGUUUCUGCCUUUUAAUUGCAGCAAACAAAUCAAGCACACACAAACAUUUUGUAUGAUUACAGUCUAUAUUCAGUGUAGCUACAUCAUCCACUGCAGUUAAAAGAAAUCCCUCUGAUUCCUCUAUCCACUUAUUGUCUUUCCAAACUAUAUUAUACUGGGGUGACAAGAUACAGCUCAGAUUCACUUCUUCUCACAACGUGCACUACAGGCUUAGGAUCUUGGGCUUGUAUCAGACUCUUAAAAAAGGUUGUCUUUGCUUUCAAAGCACCGGUUUUCUUGAGUUUUUGCAGAGCUUUUUAAAAGAGCAGCCGAAUUCGAGAACUGAACUGUAACUGAACUGUUGUAUAGUGUAGAAAGAGAUGCAUGUGUGUCCUUUAGGAUUUGAUACUAAUUAUUCGGUAACAUAAACAAAAUUAGCUCUUUCUAAACCCCUCCCACACACCAAGGACACAAGAUGUGAACAUAUUUCUGCUUUGAACAUUAAAGAACUGUUCCUAUAUGGAGUCCUGUCAGAGAAGUAUAUCAAGGGAUGAAUUCAGUCCUGUAAAAAAUUAAGAAAUAUCAUUACUGUGUUGAGUCUUUGAAUAUGAUAUUGUCAUUGUUGCUGAACAUAUUGAACACUGAAAUACCAUUAGAAAUUGUUGUGACCUAAGAAUUAGUGUACAUGUUGGCUUGUUGGGUGUUGCAUGGUUUAACUAAACUCUUCAUUUUUUAUGACUUCAUUGUAAAAUUUAAUGUGUUUUAAAAAGGAUACUGACACAACAUCUAGAUGUCAGUGGCUGCCAGAUACAGUAUUCACAGGGAAUCUUUUAAGGGCACAGGCAGCUGGAAAAUUCCACCUGUGGUCUGAUGCCUCCCAGCCUGUGACGAUCAAAUACUGCAUCUUCUAAUGUAUCCUGUAUCUUUUAAUAAAGGCAA